CCGAUGUCUCUCCCGUCCACCUCGACGCUCCGCGCGCAGCUCAACUCCACCCUCGGCGACAAAGCGCCCGCCUACUGGCGCGUCUUCAAAGAAUUCCUCGCCGGCCACAUCUCGCGAAACGAGUUCGAUGCCGCCGCCCGGCGCGCGCUCGACACGCCGCACCUCGUCCAGCUGCACAAUGCGCUCGUCAUCAGCCUCUUCGACACGAGUGUUCAGCUUGACCGGCGCGCGGCCGCCGCCACAGACGCCGCCACACCCGCCGCGAAGAUUGGGGACGGGGCCGCACCCGCGAGCGCGCACGCGGAGAAGCCACGCAAGAGCCCGCCGAAGAAGCGGCGGCGGCUCCUGCCAUACCAGGGCGAGGACGCGGACAUGGACUCCCUGCGCUCGGCGCGGUUCAGGAAGUGGGUGGUGGGUCUCGGGAGGAAAGAGCGCGCGCGGCUGCAGCACCUGCCUGCCACACCCAUUGACGACGCCGCGGCGACGUUAAGGAAGUUGCCACAGGACGAGAUCUUGCAAGAGCGCGGAGUUCAGCUUUUACCGGAACGUGGAGAACCUCCCGGGAGCAGGCUACCGCUGCACCUCGCCGCCGUCACGCGCGCGCCCACGCUGCAGCAUAUAUCAGAUCGUAUCAACCUCAUCUGCGCGCAGCAUAACCUCGGCGCGCCAUCCAAGGCUGUCUCGUCUUUACUCAUGCUCGCAUUCGAGGCGAAGCUGAAGCAGCUCAUCUCGCAAGCGAUCACCCUCACCUCCGCCUCGCACGCCAUCACCUCCAUCCAGCCUGCACACCCGUCCGGCGCGUCGUACAACGGCUUGCUCGCUGCCUCCGCCUUCGACGCGCUCUUCACCGUCUCCCCCGCCGUGCUCCCGAACCGGUCUGCGGCCGCGAUGCGCCUCGCCCUCGGUGCGCCGGAGGGCGAGGACGGAUGGGCGGAGCUCGAGCGGCUUGAGCGGGUUCGGGGCAGGGUGCCUGAGGAGGGCGCGCGCGACGACCAGCCCGGGUGGCAGAUCCUUGCUUUGCUGGCACAGCAAAGGAGCGCGGUGCGGGAGGUCUUAAACGGCGCGCGAUGACCUCUCGCGGUUCGUGCCGGUUUGUGCGUUGUGAUCCCCAUUCUUUGUAUUUUUUUUCUUCUUCCCAUACUGUAAGAUUAUACUGCAUUAGGAUCUAUUGAAUCUAUUUCUUCGCGUAGACCAUCGCGUUUGCUUCUUCAAUGACAAUGAAUGUAGCAUACCCUAUCCUUGAAUUGUCUCUGACGUCUUCA
Punctularia strigosozonata HHB-11173 SS5 is the source of this 1262-nucleotide messenger RNA. RefSeq lists its product as uncharacterized. Gene Ontology annotation, cellular component: SAGA complex. Gene Ontology annotation, molecular function: transcription coactivator activity. The record is from RefSeq and is a predicted model, not a curated record. The transcript is spliced from 3 exons. The coding region runs from base 4 to 1071 and encodes 355 amino acids. Gene Ontology annotation, biological process: regulation of transcription by RNA polymerase II. NCBI's taxonomy places the organism in Eukaryota, Fungi, Basidiomycota, Agaricomycetes, Corticiales, Punctulariaceae.